GUUUUGGGGCUUAAUUAUAAAUUUUGAGUUGGGCCGGGCUUUACUAUAAUCCUGUGCUUUUUUUUUCUUCUGGGCAAGUGCAAUCGUCCCGCCAACGUAAGACCACCGUAAGAACAAAGCCACUUUCGAAUUUCAAAUCCCAUCGGAAUUUUUUUUUGGCUUCCCUUGUGUGGGUCUUGUUUGUUUGCACUUCCGAUUCCAUGUACGGAGCAUGAUCUGAUCGCAGGAGCCUUUUGUUUUUUCGAAUUUCGAUUCGUUUCUAAGAAAAACUAGGGUUUUGUAUCUGAAAUCGGUGGCCGAUGAAUUUGGGAGAUCUGAAUAAGGUAUGGGAAAUCAAAGCUUUGAAGAAACCAGGGGAAGAUGAAGCACGGAAGAUUCUGGAGAAAGUAGCGAAGCAGGUUCAGCCGAUCAUGACGAGACGAAAAUGGAGGGUCAAGCUUCUCUCUGAAUUCUGUCCAAAAAAUCCAGCACUUUUGGGAGUCAAUGUAUGUAGGGGCGUGCAUGUAAAGCUGAGGCUCAGGAGACAAAACCGUGAAUGGGAUUUCUUCUCUUUCAAUGAAAUUCUUGAUACCAUGCUCCAUGAGCUUUGCCACAAUGUCCAUGGUCCUCAUAAUGCCACUUUCUAUAAGCUUUGGGAUGAACUUCGAAGGGAAUGUGAGGAGUUGAUAAUGAAGGGGAUAUCAGGAACCGGACAGGGGUUUGAUCUUCCUGGGAAGCGUUUGGGAGGAUUUACUCGUCAUCCACCUUCUUCAUCUCUUCGAGCAACAGCAGCUGCAGCUGCAGAGAAAAGAGUACGAGCUGGCAAUUUGCUACCAUCAGGGUCCCAUCGUCUUGGCGGUGAUAGCACCAUUAUGUCAGCACUGAGUCCAAUUCAAGCUGCUGCAAUGGCAGCAGAAAGACGCUUGCUUGAUGAUAUCUGGUGUGGUUCUCAUUCUGCAGAGGCUCUUGCAGAGGAAGAGAACGGUGAUAUCCACAAAGAGUCUGUUCGAGUUAUGGGAAGUUCUACGAGCUCGAGUGACAAUGGUAGAUCUUAUCGCUCUACUCCAGAUGCAAGAUUAGGGAAAAGAAGUGGUUGGUCAAACAACAACAAUUCACUUCCUUCGUCUACCAAUCAUCAAUGGCGAUUGGAUGUGAUUGAUUUAACAGAGAAUGGUCCUGAUACUAGAUCUCCUAAACGAUGUUGCAAACCCCAGGACGCAGCUUCGUCGUCUAACAGUUCAAAUAUAACUUGCAUUGCCAAUGAAUCUGCCAUGUGGGAAUGUGCCACUUGCACCUUAUUGAAUCCACCACUGGCUCCAAUAUGCGAGUUGUGCAGCGGAGCAAGGCCAAAGGACAAGGGGGUCAAGUUCAAGAUAUGGUCGUGUAAAUUCUGCACGUUAGAAAACGAUAUGAAGCUGGAGAAGUGCGAGGCUUGUGGCCAGUGGAGAUACUCGUAUGGAGCGCCAUUGUCGGCCCGAGCACCCAACCUCGGCACAUGAGGAGAGUUGCAGAAGCCUCUGCCGG
This is a messenger RNA of Tarenaya hassleriana, 1503 nucleotides long. RefSeq lists its product as uncharacterized. The record is from RefSeq and is a predicted model, not a curated record. NCBI's taxonomy places the organism in Eukaryota, Viridiplantae, Streptophyta, Magnoliopsida, Brassicales, Cleomaceae. Bases 300 to 1478 code for a protein of 392 amino acids. The transcript is spliced from 4 exons.